Acanthisitta chloris (rifleman) is the source of this 737-nucleotide messenger RNA. RefSeq names its product regulator of G-protein signaling 3-like. Bases 31 to 663 code for a protein of 210 amino acids. The record is from RefSeq and is a predicted model, not a curated record. The transcript has 5 exons. Gene Ontology annotation, biological process: signal transduction. Gene Ontology annotation, cellular component: nucleus; plasma membrane. NCBI's taxonomy places the organism in Eukaryota, Metazoa, Chordata, Aves, Passeriformes, Acanthisittidae.
GUCCCUGCCGCACAGGCUGUCCCUGUAGCCAUGCCCUUCUUCCGUGACCUCUCCAAACCUCAGCCCCUGGAGUUUCACGCGGAGAUGCUGCUGGGAGUGCAGAGACCCCACAACGGCAGCUUGCAGCGCCGGCACACCAUGAAGGAAGCCAAGGACAUGAAGAACAGGCUGGGGAUCUUUCGGCGGCGCAAUGAGUCUCCCGGAGCCAACCCCUCCGGCAAGCUGGACAAAGUGCUCAAAUCGCUCAAACCCACUCCCGAGGAAGCACUCAAGUGGGGAGACUCCCUGGAGAAGCUGCUGCUGCACAAAUAUGGCCUUGCUGCCUUCAGAGCCUUCCUGCGCACCGAGUUCAGCGAGGAGAACCUGGAGUUCUGGCUGGCCUGUGAGGAGUUCAAGAAGAUCAAAUCCCAGUCCAAGAUGGUCUCCAAGGCCAAGAAGAUCUUUGCUGAGUACAUUGCCAUCCAGUCCUGCAAAGAGGUCAACCUGGACUCCUACACACGAGAGCACACCAAGGAGAACCUGCAGAACAUCACUCGCAGCUGCUUCGACCUGGCGCAGAAGAGGAUUUAUGGGCUGAUGGAGAAGGACUCCUACCCUCGCUUCCUCCGCUCUGACCUCUACUUGGACAUAAUUAACCAGAAGAAAGCCAGUUCCCCACUGUAGGCCCAAGGACUCUCUCAGGACAGGCUGGGAGCUGUGUGUUUACAUGGAAUUGGGCAGUGGAGGCCUUCCUGGGG